Rhipicephalus sanguineus (brown dog tick) is the source of this 5310-nucleotide messenger RNA. Its product is annotated as FYVE and coiled-coil domain-containing protein 1. The coding region runs from base 275 to 4996 and encodes 1573 amino acids. Gene Ontology annotation, biological process: plus-end-directed vesicle transport along microtubule; positive regulation of autophagosome maturation. The record is from RefSeq and is a predicted model, not a curated record. The transcript is spliced from 20 exons. Gene Ontology annotation, molecular function: metal ion binding. Lineage: Eukaryota; Metazoa; Arthropoda; Arachnida; Ixodida; Ixodidae. Gene Ontology annotation, cellular component: late endosome; autophagosome; lysosome.
UUGCGGCGCACCGCGGCUCAGAAGAGAAGCACUGUCCACCCAGGAGCGGGUCGCAGUUUGCAGUUUGCUCGUGGCCGGUGCGGUACUCAAUCAGCGGGAAGUAAGGAUCUCGAAGGGAGUGUGCCACUGAUUUGACCUCAUUCCAGAAGCCCAACGGGGGCAUAGGGCACCGCGACCACAGGAAGCCGUGAAUCCGUGUGCUGCUCGCUGGCUGCGGAUACCCUCGCAUCUUCAGACGGACGAAGCCAAUGAUUGCGGAGCUACGCUUUCUCCUAUGGCAUCUGGAGUACACGUAGACCAGGCCUUGGCCCAGAUCAAGCAACGCAUUCAGGAACUAUGUGAAGAGUUCGGGGCGAAUGAAGAACCAGUGAACGACGACAGCACCACGCUGAAUAAGUUCUGCUCGGAGCUCGAACAGAUUCUGCAGUAUGGUCAGAAAGACAAGGGACUCGUUCUCAACGUCUCCAAGGGCUACUGGGGCUACUUCUGCCGCUGUCUGGCAAGCGAGAAGAACCUGAAGGGCUACAGCGCGCUCAAGUACGCCAAGUCACUAUCAGAGCUCAAGACUCACUUAGGGAGAGGACGUGCUGUGAUCCGUUACUGCCUCGUGCACCAGUGUCUCGCCGAUACGUUGCAGGUCUGCACGGUCGAUGAGAAGUCGACCAGCGACCACUACCAUGCGUGGUCUCUUCUGCGGCAGCCGGACAAUCUGCAGUCGCUGUUGUCCUCCCUUUACGACCUGAACGCCGUCAGCUUCGACCUUGCUCCCAGCGGGAAUGACCUGGACGCUUCGUGGCCGCUGUUUGCGAGGAAAGUCUUCGGUGAGACCUGGCCUACGUUGAGUCGGUGCUCUAGCAUCUCAAGCAUGUCCAGCCUAAAUAGCACGUACUCCCAGAUGGAGUUGACCUCCUCAUUUUCAUCCGAGGAAGCACGCAAUGCCGCACCAAGACCCCCCUCUCUCGGAGCUGGCUCGCUGCUGUCAACGCCUUCUACGGACGAGGCCAAAGAAGACGCACCUCAGCCAGCCAUGAGAACGCUGAAGAGCCGAUCUCUAUCGCCGAUUGUGUUCAAAAUAUCAUCUCCAGAAGCUUGUAGCGUAACGGCUGCCCCAGUCCAGGCGACCACUUCUUCGCAAACAGAGGGAUGUCUAACUGAAAGACUAGCCGAAGCAGAAGCGAGAGCACUGUCAUGCUCCGAAAAGCUGGAGAAAAUGGCCGAGGAAUGGGGUGUCAAAGAGCAGGCUUGGCUAGAAAAAGAAUCGCAGAUGCAGAAGGAAUUAGAGUCGCUGAGAGCCUCUCAGUCCGGUGAAACCAAGUGUGUUCAAAGUACCUGUAAAACCUGUGAUGAUCUGAACGCGGCAGUAGAGCGACUAAGUGGAGAGAAGGAUGAUCUGACUAUUAAAAAUAAUUUUCUCGCGCGGAAGCUGAACGAGGUAUUGGAGAAGCUCGAGGAUUCCGAAGAAUCCGUCAAAGCCCUGAAGCGCUCCGAAUCGGAUCUUCAGACGAGGAUCGAGAAGCUCAGUUUCGUCAAUGAGGGACUGAAAAAUCUCGUCGAUGCUGUCAAAGACGAAGCCACGAUUCUUCGACAACAAGUCAUCAUCAUGGACAAAGAGAUCAAGAGCAGCCACGAGUUGUUGGAGCAAAAAAAGAUGCAGUGCAAGUGUCUAGAAGACCAGAUGGUUAAGCUGAGGUCGAAAUGCUGCGAAAGCAUCAAUGUGGGCGCCAUCAAAGACAGAGAAAUCGAAAGGCUCGCCAACCUGGUGCGCGUAGCUCGACGAAAGCUAUUCUCCAAGUCGUCUUCCACGCAGCAGGCAGAUACUCCGCUUGAGGAGUCCUCCAAACUUUCCCUGGACAACAGUAUGUCUGACGAAGCGCUACUGAAGAUACUGUCCUCCGAAGAAACGGAAGAUUCUCUCAUUCCAACGAAACAAGCAACGAGAACGGAGAGCUCAAACUGCGAGCUCUUCGAACACUGCCUAAGGUAUCUCGGUUCCGCCAUGUUGCACCACGAGUCCCUGAUCGACAAGGCGAACGCCCGAGUUCGGGAUCUCAUUUCCACAAGCCACAGUAUUAACCUUCAACUGCAUGUAAUGCAAGAAGUGCUCAGCAUGCAACAUCUCAAGGAGGAUGGUGAUUUAGACGAAAAAGACAUUACCGUGGGCAAGGAGGCCUCGGGGCCUUCGGGGGAAUUGGUGCCACCGCGGAUAGAGGGUUGCGACUUCGUGACUUCACUGUUCGAGACCAUGUGCAGGAACCACUCAAAGAUGCAGUCUCUCAUGCUGUCCGAAUCUCAGCUCGAGAGAGAGCUCGCCGACUGCAGGGAGCUCAACAAGCUGCUGUCUGCCAAGGUGCACGAGCAGGAGCGCAAGCUGUGCGGUUUCGUGCAGGAGCUGGACCGGACCAAGACCCUUCUGGCAGGCAUGGAGAACACGCACCACAAGCUUCAGACUGCCAAAGCCGUCAUGAGGUACGAGCUCCAGGAGAAGAAACACCUGCUCCACAACCUGCGGCAGCAGUUGGAGAGCACGAGGGAGAGCUGUGUCAGGGUAAUGCGCUCCAACGCAGAGUCGGAGAUCGAGUGGAGGAACCUGCGAGAAGAGUUCCAGAGCAGGAAGAAGCAGGACAGCCAGGACAGCGGCGUUUCCGACAAUGGCCAGAGCACGCGCGAGGCGUCACCUUCGACUGGCGAGGACUCCUCCGAGCGGGAAGACCCGGAGUCGGUCGAGGACGACGACCGCUCCGACUCGCUCAACGUGGACGAGAUUCCCGAAGAAGGGGGCUCCCACAGCAUUCCAGACACGGUGGCUGAUAUUGAGAGCAAAUACCGCGCGCGCUCUCAGCGACUUGAGUACCUGGAGAAGCAGUGCCAGAUCCUGUACAACAGCCUGGUGCGUAGCAGCGAGCGUAGCAACAGCCUGCAGCGCCGGCUGCACAGCCUGCUGGAGGCCGGUGCCAGCAGCGAACCAACCGCGCAAGCCGCUUCCCCCGCGGACAGCGCGUCCAGCAUUCCACUGAACACUGAGGGUUCCGAGCCAUGCGAAGUUGUGGCUGAUGAAGAGUGUGAUGCCGCGAGUGACAGUGUGUCCGCCUUCUGCGGGGACGAGUGCGACGACGGUGAUUUGCCCGAGAUCAGGAAGAGAACCCUGGGUACCAUAGUGCACAGGAUGAAGCUCGAGAGGUCCCAGAGCGAGGAGGUGAUCUCCAAUUUGCGCGCCAAAAUUGCCAGCCUGGAGGCGGCCAACGAAAAGCUGCACCAGCAGGUGGUCAGCCUUGCUGAAGAAAAGGCGCAGCGGGAAAAUGAAAUGAGGCAAAGGGCGAGCGGGAUGUUGCGGACGGAGCGCAGCCUGAAGAGCGUCCAGAUGCAGGAGAUCUCGCGCGAGCGUGGAGAACUGUUGCUCAGGAACAAGGAACUCGAAGAGCAGCUCGAGCAGAAGGACCUUCAGCUGACGCGAAUCGACCAGAGCCGCCGCCAGAGCGUCGAGAACCAGCAGCUACUCGAGAAGCAAGUCUGCUCGCUCACCGAGCGGCUGCAGGACCAGGCGGCUGCCAACAGCCACUUGUACAGGAAUUACGUGACACAGCAGGCAGUCAUCCAGGAAAUGCGCGAGCGGCUGGAGGAUCAAGAGCGCAUGAUCGAAGAGCUGGAACAGUGUGUCGAGCACCUCAGAGAGGACCAGGUGACAGAGCAGACAAAGUUCGCGCAAGAGAUUGAAAGGCUUCAGCUGGAUAUGGCAUCUAGGGAAGAGGAGUGCUCCAUUCUCAGCGACGAACUAAAGAGACUUCGUGUGCAAGCCGAUGUUGACAAGGAGUACGGGGAUCAGCUGAAGCAGCAGCUGGACCAGAGCUAUGCGCAAGUCGCAUGUUUCGAAGAACAGCUAGCCCAGCUCAAGACGGACAGUGUGGAGCUCAAGAAAAAGAUAGUCAAGCUGGUCAAAGAAAAGGACCUGCUAUGGAAGCAAAACGACAACUUGCAGUUUCUGCAAAAGCUGCAAGCUACUGACAAGUGGAUGGACAACGACGAGACUGAUUGCUGCCUGCAAUGUUCCGCUGCCUUCACGUUCACCUUGAGGAAGCACCACUGCAGGCUGUGCGGCCGAAUCUACUGCAACAACUGCUGUUGCAAUUGGCUCAUGACAACCGCAAGCAGCCGUCCAGCGAGGGUGUGCAACGCCUGUGCAUUUCAGCACCAGCAGCUUGAACGGGCCGCCAGGCAUCCUUCCAUCUGCUCUAACACGUCCGCAGAGAGCGAAGAGGAUGACCUCGGCGAGCUUGCCGUCAGGAGGAAGAAGCAGCAGUGCGAAACAGACGCAACUGACUCGUCAAACGGCUCUCCUGAUGCUGUCUCCAGUUCGCCACUCGUCCAGGGGUCGGCACCCAAGACCGAGGCCAAGAUGACUCGAAACUGGUCCUUCCCUCGACUGCGAAAGCCUCAGUUCCUGCAGAGCAGCAGCAGCUUCACCGACAGCGGCAGCAGCUCGGCCAAGCAGGAGUUCGACAUCAUCAGCGACGAGGAGAUCGCGCGCUCGCUGCUCGCCUGCAGCCCCUACAACAGCUCGCCCAGGACGACGCAGGAUCGCGCGCUCUUCCACACGGGCGCGACGCGCACCCUACAAGAGAUCGCCCAGUGCGGUCCCGCCGGUCUCCGUGGCGAGGUGUGGGUGAACGCUGGCGGACGCUACAGCAUCCCCGUUCUCCUCACGGUGCCCGAGACGGCGCUCUUCUGGCAGUUCAAUUGCGAGCCCAAGAGCAUAUCGUUCGAGAUGCGGUACAAGCCUCUGAACAAGGAUGCCGAGCUGGAGAUGAUGGACGUGAUCCUGCCUUCGGUGCGAGUGCAGGCCGACGUGCAGCCAGUCGAAGGCAACCUCGUCGUCAGGAACGUGGGCGUCUACGUCCUAGUCUUCGACAACCAGCACUCCAAGUUCAUGGCGAAGAAGGUGUCCUACAAGUUGCACCUCCACAAGCCAUGUGCUUCGGACAGUGAUGUGAGCAGCGUGUAAAUAAGUUUCCAAACAAGUCUUCCACGGACUGUUUCCUGUAUAGAUGGACUCCUGUGCUUUUCUUAGACUUGUACAUUUUAUGUAUGUUUUAGCGUGUCUGUACCAUAUUUUGCCAUGACCCAUAGGCUUGUGUAUCAUAAUGUAUCGAUUUUACGCUGAAAGCAAUGUAUCCUUUAAGUUAUUUGUUGACUCGAUACUGCUUUAAUUGUCCAUUUCUGCAUGAUGCUCUUUUAAGUGAAGCCUCGUUAAUUUAAAUUCUAUAUUUAAGAAUGUGACAUUGUAAUAAAGGAUAUUUUCCUACUCGUCUUCACAAA